This is a messenger RNA of Glycine soja, 1901 nucleotides long. Its product is annotated as polypyrimidine tract-binding protein homolog 3-like. Gene Ontology annotation, cellular component: nucleus. NCBI's taxonomy places the organism in Eukaryota, Viridiplantae, Streptophyta, Magnoliopsida, Fabales, Fabaceae. The record is from RefSeq and is a predicted model, not a curated record. Bases 102 to 1421 code for a protein of 439 amino acids. Gene Ontology annotation, molecular function: mRNA binding. Gene Ontology annotation, biological process: regulation of RNA splicing. The transcript has 15 exons.
UUCACGACACCGUUAGCACCUCCUCUUGUUAACCUUGUUCUGUUUCUCUCUUCCCCCUUCUCUCCGUCUCUCUCUCACUCAAUAUUUUGAGGUAAUUUGCAAUGGCUGAACCUUCCAAGGUCAUUCACGUUCGAAAUGUGGGGCAUGAGAUAUCUGAAAAUGAUUUGCUUCAACUAUUUCAGCCUUUUGGAGUAAUAACAAAGCUUGUGAUGUUGCGUGCCAAAAAUCAGGCUCUUCUUCAAAUGCAAGAUAUUCCUUCUGCAGUUAAUGCUUUACAAUUUUAUGCAAAUGUCCAGCCAAGCAUAAGGGGGAGAAAUGUUUAUGUCCAGUUUUCCUCACAUCAAGAACUAACUACAAUGGAUCAAAAUCAAGCACGAGAAGAUGAGCCAAAUCGAAUUCUCUUAGUUACAGUUCAUCACAUGCUGUAUCCUAUAACAGCGGAUGUGCUACAUCAAGUGUUUUCUCCCCAUGGAUUUGUGGAAAAGAUUGUAACAUUCCAGAAGUCAGCUGGCUUUCAGGCUCUCAUCCAGUAUCAAUCCCGUCAAAGUGCUGUUACUGCCAGAAGUACUCUUCAGGGACGCAAUAUUUAUGAUGGUUGUUGUCAGCUGGACAUUCAGUUCUCAAACCUUGAUGAACUACAAGUGAACUACAAUAAUGACCGUUCAAGGGACUUCACAAACCCUAAUCUGCCUACAGAGCAGAAAGGUCGAUCUUCACAACCUGGAUAUGGUGAUGCAGGAGGCAUGCAUUCUGGAGCCAGGGCAGGUGGAUUCUCUCAGAUGGCCAAUGCUGCAGCAAUUGCAGCUGCCUUUGGGGGAGGUUUGCCUCCUGGCAUAACUGGAACAAAUGAAAGGUGUACAGUUCUUGUCGCAAAUCUCAAUCCCGAUAGAAUAGAUGAGGAUAAAAUGUUCAACUUGUUCUCCAUUUAUGGGAACAUUGUCAGAAUUAAACUUCUCCGAAAUAAGCCAGAUCAUGCACUUAUCCAGAUGGGAGAUGGUUUUCAAGCUGAAUUGGCAGUACAUUUUCUGAAGGGAGCCAUGUUGUUUGGAAAGCGAUUGGAGGUCAACUAUUCAAAGCAUGCAAACAUAACCCAAGGUGCUGAUACACACGAGUACGCCAAUUCAAAUCUCAAUCGAUUCAAUCGUAAUGCUGCUAAGAACUACCGGUAUUGCUGCUCUCCAACAAAGAUGAUCCACUUGUCCACCCUCCCGCAAGACAUAACCGAAGAGGAGAUUGUGAGCCUUUUGGAGGAGCAUGGAACCAUUGUCAACAGCAAGGUCUUUGAGAUGAAUGGAAAAAAGCAGGCACUUGUUCAGUUUGAGACUGAGGAGCAGGCUACUGAAGCCCUUGUGUGCAAGCAUGCAAGCCCACUUUCUGGAUCGGUUGUUCGCAUCUCCUUUUCCCAGUUGCAGAAUAUAUGAGCCAGACUUUGAUAAGGGCUGAAGGGAAACAGUUUUAUGGUUGCAACUUGCUCGGCUUAUUAGGGACAAGGAAUUCUGAAUUUGGGAAGGAUAAUUUUAUGCAGAUAAUGUCACCUUCAUUGUCAUUGUAAUGGUCUCUUUGCUUGCUAAUUUACUGAUAAAACCUGAACUACUUUUUUUUUCUCUUUGAAUCAUUUAUCUUUUCAUCUCCAUUGCCUCUACUAGAUAUUUAGGUUUCUAACAUAAUAUUGUGGGGCAAGCUUUAUUAUUGCAGAUGGAUGUAGUCUUAAAGAAUAGAAAAAGGAGGAGGGAAGUUACUACCUUCUUCGGGGUUGAGGGAUUGCCUUAGGGUUUUUUAUAAUGAUUGUUGUAUAUUUUCUGUAAUUCAGGCUAAGUAGGCCUUUUCUGUUGUAUUCUCAAUCCAUUUCAAUUUUCUUGUCCAACUAAGUAAAAUGCUACUACAUUUUUGUUUUUGGUUCA